ACAGGGAACAAAAUGCCCAACCAAACCACUCAAGCGGUUUUCCUCCUUCUGGGUUUCUCAGAUAUUCGGCAGCUGCAGAUCUUACACUUUGUGGUUUUCCUUCUGAUUUAUUUAGCAACCAUCAUGGGAAAUCUUGUCAUCAUCAUAUUAGUCAUUCUUAACCGCCAUCUUCAUACACCCAUGUAUUUUUUCCUGAUGAAUUUAUCUAUUGCAGACAUUGGCAAUAUAUCAGUGAACAUCCCCAAAGCCAUGAGCAGUUCUCUCAUGAAUACUAGGCUGAUUUCCUAUUCAGAGUGUGUUUCUCAAGUCUUUUUUCUCAUAUUCUUUGCAAUGACUGACUUGGUUCUAUUGACCAUUAUGGCUUAUGACCGAUAUGUUGCCAUAUGCAAUCCACUGCGAUAUGAGAUCAAGAUGAACCUGGGAGCCUGUAUCCAAAUGGCAGCUGGUGCAUGGGUCACUGGAGUUUUUUGUGCUGCAUUACACAGUGGGGGCACCUUUUCCACCACUUUCUGCUCCAAUGUCAUCAACCAAUUUUUCUGCGAAAUACCACAACUACUCAAACUCUCCUGCAAUGACAAUUAUACAAUUGAAUUUGGGGUCAUUAUAUUUGCUGCAUGGUUAGCUUUUGGCUGCUUUGUCUUCAUCAUUUUUUCUUAUGUGCAGAUCUUCACCAAUGUGCUCAGAAUCCCUUCUGGGCAGGGAAAGAAGAAAGCCCUCUCUACCUGCUUACCUCACCUCAUUGUUGUCUCUUUGUUCAUCUUUACGGGCACCCUGGCUUAUUUGUGCCCAACAAACAGGACCCCAAAUGAUGUGGUUAUGAUGAUUGCUGUUCUAUAUUCCAUAUUGCCACCCAUGAUGAAUCCAGUGAUUUAUAGCAUGCGAAACCAAGAAAUUAGAUCUGCACUGUGCAAGCAUUUUGGAUGGAGCUUAUGUUCCAGUCAGCAAAUGUCAAUUGUCCUCUUUUAG
Eublepharis macularius is the source of this 966-nucleotide messenger RNA. RefSeq names its product olfactory receptor 14A16-like. Gene Ontology annotation, cellular component: membrane. The record is from RefSeq and is a predicted model, not a curated record. The coding region runs from base 13 to 966 and encodes 317 amino acids. Gene Ontology annotation, molecular function: olfactory receptor activity; odorant binding; G protein-coupled receptor activity. NCBI's taxonomy places the organism in Eukaryota, Metazoa, Chordata, Lepidosauria, Squamata, Eublepharidae. Gene Ontology annotation, biological process: G protein-coupled receptor signaling pathway. The transcript has a single exon.